AUGGAGGAUUGUUCCAAAUUGUUCCGUCCCACGCAGACUGAUGUCGGUCAGUGCUGCAGUUUCAACAAGGUUCCGGACCACAUUCUUAAAGAGCGUGAUAGCUUUGGAAAAUCAUUGGUGCUAGCGUCAAAGGGAUCGACCAAGGACAAGGAUGAUGCUGAGUGGACGAAAUGGAAUAUGGAUAAGAAGCUUGGUCGAAAUGCUACCGUUGUCCCCAAACGACAACUGCAAGCUGGGCAAAACUACGGCUUAUCCAUCGUGGUCAGGAUGAACAAAGAACCUCAACUUUGUCCACUAUCUGAUGGGAAUGGAUUAAUGUUGAGCAUCCAAAAUCCUGCCGAACAACCGCAAAUACAAAGAUAUGGAUUUUUGGUCCAACCCAAUCAUGAGACUAGGGUCCAACUAACGACAAACUUGGUCAAGUCGACGCCGAAGAUGAAAGGGAUGAAAGUGGCUGAAAGAAAGUGCUACUUAAACGACGAUUUUGGAAAGGGGGGCGAAUUCCAAGACUUAGACUUUAAAUAUUCUAAGUACACCGAGGGCAACUGCCAGGAGGCCUGUUUUGCUCACGCAAUUCAGACAAACUGCUUUUGUGUCCCUUUGUCCUUGAGUGCUGGGAAUAAAAGUGUCGCUAUCUGUGGACCCGAGAAGGAGAAGUGCAUACUGGACCACAAAAAUAACGUUGUGGCGAAAGGUUUUCCUAAAAAGAUUUGCCAAUUGAAAUGCUACCCGGAAUGCAAUCGAGUUUCGUACUCUGCGGAGACGUCCUCCGUCCCAUAUCAUGACUUUGUUGACGAAAAAGCAAAAAAAAAUCUUAACAUUUCGUAA
Molecule: messenger RNA, 828 nt
Organism: Folsomia candida
Lineage: Eukaryota; Metazoa; Arthropoda; Collembola; Entomobryomorpha; Isotomidae
Product: pickpocket protein 28-like
Exons: 6
Coding region: 1-828 (275 amino acids)
Biological process (GO): sodium ion transmembrane transport
Cellular component (GO): membrane
Molecular function (GO): ligand-gated sodium channel activity
Source: RefSeq, a predicted model, not a curated record